CCAGGUUUUUCCUUUUUAGAAUAUUCCAGUUCUAUAAAUUGCGCCAUUUACUAACCGCUUUCGUCAUUUUGUGAGAAAUCUCGUCGAGUUCAGGUGCUCGUUGGAUUAUUGUGAUAUUAUUUAAUUCGCCGGUUCGAUAUCUUCAAAUAAGACAUCAUGCCUGUGCCAGACAUCCAAAAACCAGCUCCUGAAUUUGCAGGUACUGCUGUAGUUAAUGGUGAAUUUAAAGACAUUAAACUCAGCCAGUACAAAGGAAAGUACUUGGUACUAUUCUUCUAUCCAUUGGACUUCACUUUUGUGUGUCCAACUGAAAUCAUUGCCUUUUCUGAUCGCAUUGAUGAAUUCCGCAAGAUUGGAUGUGAAGUUGUAGCAGCCUCUUGUGAUUCUCACUACAGCCACUUGGCUUGGAUUAAUACUGCACGUAAGGAAGGUGGCCUAGGACAAAUGAAUAUCCCCCUUCUUGCUGAUAAAUCCAUGAAAAUUGCUCGUGAUUAUGGAGUUUUAGACGAAUCAUCUGGAGUUCCAUUCAGAGGCUUGUUUAUCAUUGAUCCCAAACAAAAUGUUAGACAGGUCACUGUUAAUGACUUACCAGUAGGCAGAUCUGUAGAUGAAACCUUGAGAUUGGUUCAGGCCUUCCAAUUUACUGAUGAACACGGAGAAGUUUGCCCAGCUGGCUGGAGACCUGGUAGUAAAACUAUGAAAGCGGAACCAAAACUUUCUAAGGAAUAUUUUAAUGCUGUAAAUCACUAAUUACAAUUUAUAUAUAAUAUACGUUUCUCGUUACUUUUA
Molecule: messenger RNA, 789 nt
Organism: Ctenocephalides felis (cat flea)
Lineage: Eukaryota; Metazoa; Arthropoda; Insecta; Siphonaptera; Pulicidae
Product: peroxiredoxin 1-like
Exons: 3
Coding region: 157-750 (197 amino acids)
Biological process (GO): response to oxidative stress; removal of superoxide radicals; cell redox homeostasis
Cellular component (GO): cytosol
Molecular function (GO): thioredoxin peroxidase activity
Source: RefSeq, a predicted model, not a curated record